AGGCUAACGUGGCGAGGCGCUGCGUGGCUCUGCCAACGUGGUCAUGGGGUCCCUAUAAAGCGCAGGCUGGACUUCAGACGUCAACACUACCUUCCUGAGCUCAACCCGGUCUGCAGUAACAACUUCUCAACACACAACUGUGCCACGUCUUUUAUUAGUAACUCAACGUCAUCAUGGGACUCAUCUUAAGCCGCAUCUUGGCUCUGGUGCAGAGCAAGAAGCCAUGCAGGAUCCUCAUGGUUGGGCUGGACGGAGCAGGGAAGACUACUGUGCUCUACAAAUUAAAACUGGGGGAGGUCGUCACAACUAUUCCCACUAUUGGCUUCAACGUGGAGACGGUGGAGUACAAGAACAUCAGUUUCACCGUGUGGGACGUGGGAGGUCAGGAGAGGCUGAGGCCUCUAUGGAGACACUACUUCCAAAACACUUCAGCCAUCAUCUAUGUCGUCGAUAGUAACGACCCUCAGCGUCUGGCCGAGUCACGAGAAGAACUUGACACUGUGCUAAAUAACGACGAGGUGUCGGAAUGCCCGCUGCUGGUGCUGGCCAACAAGCAGGACCUACCCCAGGCAGCCUCCGUCGACACCAUCACCCACUCCCUCGGCCUCCGUCACCAUACUCGGCCCUGGUUCGUCCAACCUACCUGUGCCGUCACUUCCUCCGGCAUCUACGAGGCGCUCGACUGGCUGGCAAAUCAGAUCUCCUAAUGGGCCCGUUAAAAUAGAUUAUUGCACUGACAUUUACUCAAGCAACGAUACUGUUAGUAUUCUUAAUUAAUGGAGAUGUCAAUUCGGGUUUCCUUGUGAUGGCACGUGGCAACUUGGCUAAUUUUUCCCGAUGUACUGAUUUAAUCUUCAGUGUUUAUCCACAUGAAAUACGUCAAGUAGUGAUAUCUUAAUCAGUUAAAAAAAAUAAAAAUAAAAGCCCAA
Procambarus clarkii (red swamp crayfish) is the source of this 929-nucleotide messenger RNA. RefSeq lists its product as uncharacterized. Lineage: Eukaryota; Metazoa; Arthropoda; Malacostraca; Decapoda; Cambaridae. The record is from RefSeq and is a predicted model, not a curated record. Gene Ontology annotation, biological process: intracellular protein transport; vesicle-mediated transport. Gene Ontology annotation, molecular function: GTP binding; GTPase activity. Gene Ontology annotation, cellular component: cytoplasm.